UGAGAGGACCACGCCAGCUGCAUGGGAGGAGAUGAGCGUGGCGGAGAAGCAGCCUCCUCCAGCACCGCUCGAGCGGCCCGGCAGCCUCCUCGUCCCCACCUGGACUAAAACUGGUAUUGCAUUGUUGUAUGAUGAAGUAUCUGAAAAUGCUUAUGACAUCCGACUGAAGCUUACAAAAGAGGUAUUAACAAUUCAAAAACAAGAUGUCAUCUGUGUUAGUGGAAGCAAUCACAGUGCAAAUCACAGAACUGUUACACUUCGUAGACAACCAGUUGGUGGCUUGGGCUUAAGCAUAAAGGGUGGUGCUGAGCACAAAGUGCCUGUCGUCAUAUCAAAAAUAUUUAAAGACCAAGCAGCUGAACAAACAGGAAUGUUAUUUAUAGGAGAUGCAAUAAUACAGGUUAAUGGUAUAAAUGUAGAAAGUGCAACCCAUGAAGAAGUGGUACACCUACUGCGAAAUGCUGGCGAUGAAGUUACCAUCACUGUUCAGUACCUCAGGGAAGCUCCAUCAUUUUUAAAGCUCCCGUUAGGUUCCCCUGGACCAUCCAGUGAUCACAGCAGUGGAGCUUCAUCACCUCUCUUUGACAGUGGCUUACAUUUAAACGGAAACUCAACUAACACGGCCCCAUCAUCACCUUCUUCACCCAUAGCUAAUGAACCAAAAUAUGAGAAGCGCUGGCUAGACACCUUAUCAGUUCCUUUGUCGAUGGCUCGAAUCUCGAGGUACAAAACUGGAACAGAUAAAUUAAGAUCUAAUGCAUUUGAAGUGCUGGCGCUUGAUGGAGUUAGUACUGGGAUACUUCAGUUUUAUACAGCCCAGGAGAGUGCUGACUGGCUGAGAGCAAUGUCAACUAACAUCAGUGAUUUGACACUUCAAAAUAUGAAAAUGGCAAAUAAAUGCUGUUCUCCAUCAGACCAGGUCAUACAUAUGGGAUGGGUAAAUGAGAGACUUGAAGGAACUGAUUCAUCUCAGCUCUACAAAUUCAAGUUUCUGGCACUGAAGGGUUCAUCCUUCUAUAUUUUCAGCACUCCACCGGUAAGCACACUAGACUGGGUACGAGCUGAAAAAAUCUAUAACCUCUGUGAGGUUCUAUUUAAAAUUCACAAGCUCUGGCUUGCUGAUGAUUGCUGGCUACAAGCAAACUUGUAUUUAGGUAUUCAUCAGGACUUUGAUGUUGAAGACCAGAGGCCGUAUUGUUUCAGUGUUAUGGCUGGACACGGAAAGAGUCAUUAUUUCAAUGUAGAACUGGGCAGUGAAUUGGCCAUGUGGGAGAAAUCAUUUCAAAGAGCAAUUUUCUUGGAAGUUCAAAGAACAGGGUCUAAAACAUAUAUGUGCAGUUGGCAAGGGGAUACUCUGUGUUUCACAGUUGACUUUGCUCUGGGAUUUACCUGUUUUGACAGUAAAACAAAGUCUGAAAAAUAAUACAAAAAGGGCCUUCUAAUUACAAAUUCUGAAUUAAAAAGCACAAGAACUUUUGCUUUGGAGUCUGGUGGAUUGACCCUGGCUUCCUCCUGAGCUGGGCAGAGGAGAAGAAGUAUAACAAGAGGCUUCUGGGUCAAGAUAAGUGCUGGGAGAGAUCACUGUCUGCUUACCAUCAUGGGCAAAACAGACUACACUUGAGGAAAUUACUUUAAUUUAUUACCAAUUUAAUUGGAGUAUGCUAAUGGGAAAUGAAAACCUGAUCUUAAAACACCUUUCUCCUACCUCUCCCUCCUUUCCAGUUUUAAAUUUAUUCCAAAUUUUCUUUCUCUUCUACCCUCCAGCAGCACAGGCAGAUCAGUAAUGGGGGCUGUGGUCAAUACCUCACGUUAUCUCUGCAACUCCUUCCUCCUUAGGGGGAGGACUCCUCACACUCUUCCCCUGCUGUAGCAAGGCAGUUAUCCACAAACUUCCCCAACAUGAGUCCUUUCCAUGGGCUGCAGCUCUUCAUGAACUGCUCCAGUGUGGGUCCCUCCCACAGGGUGCAGUCCUUCAGGAACAGCACCUCCUCCCACUCCUCCUUCACUGACCUUAGUGCUUGCAGGAUUGUUUUUCUCAUAUAUUCUCACUCCUCUCUCUUGCACAAGAAAUAGAAGUGUCUUUUAGAAAAUGCUUUUCUAGAGUAAUUUUGGUAGAGUCUUAAACUUACUUGGAAGAAUUACUGCUUUUCCUGGGUUUUCUGUUCUUAGGUCAUCUUGGGCUCAACUCACUCAGCUGUUAUCAUUUUGGGCCCACCGCAGAGAUACUUUUGUGUCUGCAGCUGCUUUAUAUCACAUUUGUAGAAGUUCUUUUUCUCUUGUUGGCUUGGCUGGUUCAUCUUUCCCAUCCUGUGUCUCCAGCUGCUCAUCCAAGAUAAAGGGAUCCCAAAGUGUGCAUUUUCUUCCACCUCCCAGAACUAUCUACUUCUCUUCUUUCCCACUCACUGUCAACCAUUGAGAGAGGUGAUGACUCCAGCAAUGCCUAUUAUUGCUAAAUUGUUCUUAAGUUCUUGUUUCAUCUCCACCUUAGCAGUUAUAUUACAUAGCAAACAUUCAUCUCUCCUGUUUAGAGCCAAACUCAUUUAAGCUUUGAGCACUUUUCAGGUGGUCUAAUUAGGCCCUCUGGACCCAGUUAAAAUCUGUUCACGAAUGUAAAGUUUAAGCACCAUCACAGCAAAGUUGGGUUUUUCUUCAUCUGUUAUAUUUUUCUAAGGCAGCAGUGACAUUUAUGUCUGCAAGGAACCAGGAGAUAGUUUUUUAUUUCUAGGGCGUUCCCUUUUAAACUGUGAGCAGGGUUCUGAAGACCACCGGUAGCACUGGUUUGCUAAAAAAAAAUUUUGAGGAAAGACAUGUUGGAGAAUGGAAUAUAGCAAACCUUUUACCAUGUGUGCUUUUGAAAUAGCCCUCCAAGUAUUUAAAUUGUGUUUCCUCAACAGUGUCCAGGGACUGAAUCACAUUUCAGCAUGUGCAGAGAAUUUCAUUAAGAUUAUAGGCAUUAAAGGAAACAUCAGCAGGAAGUAUGGAUGCAAGUUGUUAUCUCGUGCAUUUUUAAAUUACACAUUUUCAAGUGAUCAAAAGAAAACAUUCAGAUAAAUACAGAAAAUUAUCUUGGUUUCAAAAGUAAUUCCCCAACUUUUGUUUUAAAUAUGUAUCUCCAUAAACAUUAAAGCAUAUCUGUGAAUCUAGGAUUUGCCAGUGCUAGUAAGGUGACAUGCAUAAGCCUGUAGGAGAUCAAGAGGCCUAGAAUUCUUGUAUAUUUUACAAGCCACUAUGUAAUGUAGAACACAUCUUUGUGGUUUCCGAGACUACGUUCAAUAAUAAUAUUUUUGUGUUUCUGUAGUGUAUUUGAGGAUCUCAAACCACAUUACAGGCAUCAGUAAAUUUAGCUUUGCAACAUCUGUGUAAGACACUAUCGUCUAUGUUAAGCAGAUGAGCCAGUUGAAAUAUGAAAGAUCAAGAUAUGGCAUGGAAUUGUGUUCAUAGUGAAACUGAUACAAAUAUCUUCAUGAAUCUUUAUGGAAUUAAGCUUUUGCCAUGGAUCUUAAUAUUACGUAGGCAACUGAAACAUUUA
Myiozetetes cayanensis is the source of this 3529-nucleotide messenger RNA. RefSeq names its product syntrophin gamma 2 (gene SNTG2). Gene Ontology annotation, molecular function: structural molecule activity; protein binding. Lineage: Eukaryota; Metazoa; Chordata; Aves; Passeriformes; Tyrannidae. The record is from RefSeq and is a predicted model, not a curated record. Gene Ontology annotation, cellular component: dystrophin-associated glycoprotein complex; intracellular anatomical structure. The coding region runs from base 32 to 1423 and encodes 463 amino acids. The transcript is spliced from 16 exons.